Molecule: messenger RNA, 588 nt
Organism: Rotaria sp. Silwood2
Lineage: Eukaryota; Metazoa; Rotifera; Eurotatoria; Philodinida; Philodinidae
Source: the annotation of a GenBank genome assembly
AUGAUGCUAUACGUGAUCUUCAGCCUGCUAAUAUUGAAUGGUGAUGUUGAAUGUUUACAGCCACGAGUUAAACUUGUGGGUACCCAUAUUAUUUAUCGUCAUGGAGAUCGUUCUCCAAUAGGUCUAUAUCCGACAAGCAACAGUAGUCCUUCCUAUUGGCCUAAUGGUCUUGGUCAAUUGACGCAUCGAGGCCAAGUUCAACAAAUUCGACUAGGACAAUAUUUACGGGAACGAUACUCUGAAUUGCUCAAUUUGACCUACGUUGCUGCUGAAAAUUUGUAUAACAUCAGUCCAUCAUGGGCAAAUCCAUUUGUUCUUGAUCAACUAAAACAUAUUCUUGAUUUAUCUUUCUUUUAUCGUUUCUCGUCACCAGAAGCAAGUCGGUUACGUGGAGGUCCAAUUAUUUCUGAUAUAAUGGAAAAUGUUAAAAGUUUGAUGACCAACAAAUUAAAUGGCCGAAAAGCAAAAAUUUAUUCAGGACAUGAUACAACUAUUGCUGGAGUAUUGUCAUUUUUCGGUGUUAAUUAUGCGCAUCCUCCCUAUUGUAGUGCUCUCUUUUUUGAUUUGUAUCAUGUAGAAGGUUGGUGA